Molecule: messenger RNA, 588 nt
Organism: Wyeomyia smithii (pitcher-plant mosquito)
Lineage: Eukaryota; Metazoa; Arthropoda; Insecta; Diptera; Culicidae
Exons: 3
Coding region: 42-512 (156 amino acids)
Molecular function (GO): zinc ion binding
Source: RefSeq, a predicted model, not a curated record
AUAUACACAGGAGACUGUUUUUCUUUCGAUAUUUGUCCAAAAUGGAUGUUCUCGACGUCAAUAAUAAUGCAACUGGGGCUGAAUCGGAAAACGCGACAAGUAGCACUAACCAAGCAACUACGGUGGAAGUUACGAUUUCCUUUGUGGACAUACUAGAAUAUGUUGGCGAGGCAGUUCGUCCGAUUAAAAAGAGGCAUGCCGUUUUCGCAGCCAAUCAUAUAGUAUGCAUAGGGUUCCGAGAGCACGAUUCUUCCGGUGUUGACAUUGUGGCGUACGUACAACAAAGUUUCAACCCAGCGAUGAAUCCUCACGUUUUGAAUUUGAAAAUUGGACCUAAAGUUGACAAGUGGAUUUUAGAAUGCUCAUGUAAAGCAGGCACAGCUAAGUGCAAGCAUAUAGUUGCAUGCCUUCUAUACAUAGAGAAGUUUAAUAAAUUGGAAUAUCUGUCAUGCACUGAUGUAACGCGAGCGUGGGGAAUCUGUAAAACCACAGAUAACAGAUAUCCAAGCUAGAACAAAAAACUUCACAAAUCGUGUGUAAGAUUUCAAAUUCUUACUCGUUUGGAAUGCUAACGACAUCUUUCUGCAA